Anarrhichthys ocellatus (wolf-eel) is the source of this 2385-nucleotide messenger RNA. RefSeq lists its product as uncharacterized. The record is from RefSeq and is a predicted model, not a curated record. The coding region runs from base 30 to 2072 and encodes 680 amino acids. The transcript has 10 exons. Lineage: Eukaryota; Metazoa; Chordata; Actinopteri; Perciformes; Anarhichadidae.
UGGAAAGAUUUAGUUCUUUGAUACAGGGUAUGGUGACUCAGCUGGACAGACAACAUGGGUGCAUUUGGACUUCUGAAGACGGCACAGACCAGUGCUAUCCUCCUCCUAAUCUGCAGGCCCUGCUUAAGCUUGUGUUGGUGCCUCAUAUCGACAACAUGUCGGUUCAAGCGCUUCUCAUGUACUUUGUCCUGGAUAUGGCGAACUUCCUGCAGUGCAAAGAUGACCUCCUCCGGUCUUUCUGCCUUGCUUUUACUAUUUCUUCCAGCUUUUCCCAACAAAUCAGGGCCUUCUGGAUGCUUGAUCAUGGACACAUCAAGGCCUCCAUGGAGUUAUUGCUGAGCCCCAGGGCUGCUGCUCCCUGUCUCUCCUGGCAGCAUCGUUGCAUCAUCCACUGUUUGCUAACAAGGAAGCAGCCUCAGUUGGCGUUAAGGUACCUCCACUGGACCAGACCCGCAAUAGAGAGCAUUGAGGAUGCUAAGCUCUGUACAGAUGUGCUACUUCAAAACAGUUGUGUAUCUGAAGCCUGGGCUCUGCUGAAGAGAAGCCACGCAGAAAGUGACAACAUGGUCAUGUACUUCCUCCAGACUUGUAAUGGAUUUGGUCUGUGUGCAGAGGCGUUAAAGUGCAUCCCUGCAGGAUACAAUGAUGGAGUCAUCGAAAAUGGGACUACAAGGUCACAGUUGCCACUGAUUAAGAAAGAUCUGUCAGCAGGAAGACCACCCUGCCCGCUGUCUGCCAAACUGUAUCAGGCUUACAGAGACAACACAGUGUCCCCAGAGGAACUGGUUCCACUCGUCAGACAGGCUGUGAUAGAAGUGAGAAAGCCGCAUCCUAAGAUAAGUGAGGUGGUGUGGCCAGAGCACAGAGCGAGAAAAUCGAACAGCAGAGAGAUGUUUCUGUCAACCCAGGCUCUCCGUCAUCUCACGCCCAGCCCCUCCCCAAUGGACAGGGUAGAAGAAACAGAGCGGACACCACAUGCAGAUGAACCAGCAGAAGAAAAGCCUGUCCAUAAUCAACCUGAGUCACCAGAGCACAUUUCUUCUUUUCGGGAUCUGAGCUCUCAGUCUGUCUCCUCCAUCACCUCAGCCUCCUGCUUGCCUCUGUUGAGACAGGACCAUCCUUAUGUGUAUGAACGUACAUUGACUCUGCAGAGGAUCUCCUCUGUCCUCACUGAUGGAGAGAACCAAAGUGGGGAAGAGGAGGAGGUAGAAGAAGAGAGCACAACCCCUUCAUCAGUUGACGCCUUGACACUAGAUGGCGCCACAUACCCUAUUUUUGUCAGCAACUUGAACAAAGACAUUGUGGUAGAGCUGGUGGUUUCUGCAGAUAAAUUGGCCUGCUGUAAAAGAGAAGAAAUCGCUCACGAUCCCCCAGAUGUCACUGAUCUGAGGAGCUCUGCAUUGUCACUCAACCAAGAAGAACAAUCAGACUGCAUCGCCUCACAUAUUUUCAGUUUCAGCCUCUCCUGUGCCCCGUCUGAAACCACUCAGGACCUGCCGACUGACCUUCACCAGAGCCCUCUGUCAGAGGAUCCUGCUGCCAGUAGCUCAACGGUCUCAGCAGGGACUGGUCAGCAGGACAUAUCCCUUCUCACCACAGUGUGCAGCUCUAUUUUUCCCACACAGCUUCAGAUCUCUGGUAGCUCUCUGACCCCUAGCCUAACCUGCAGCAUCAUUACCACCUCUGCUCCUUCUGGCACCACCAAUGAAAACUCCCCCAAAGCCCGAUUAAAGAUGGAUGAACAUUGUGUUGAGAGCUCCUCUACCUUGCUGGAUCAUUGCAAAAUGGACAGAUGGUGGAAACAGGACCUGGAAACCUGCAGAGCUUCCGCUGGCCUUCUACCUGCUACAGAGCCAGGAGCAACUAUCACAUCAGAUAAUAAGAGGCCUUCUCUUGUACUAGGCCAACCAUAUUCCUACAGUCUGGUCGACUUUAGGGACUUCACUGCAAAGCAAGAAGGAGACAGCAGAGAUGAUAAACAGACAGACAAAGAGGAGCCUGCAAGUUGCCAAGGUGCCAUAAGAAGUGGAAGAACACCAUUAAGGAGAGGAAAACGAGGGAAGAGAGCAUAACGAUUUAGCACAUCUAUGACACAGGACAGUGAAGAACUGAACUGAAUGUAAUAUAUUCUCUAAGUCUUUGAACAUGAUGCAUCUUUUCUUUUGAUUUAGAAAUAUAUUUUGAGUCAAAAUCUGAAUUUGAUAUUUUAACUUAAAGCAAUAUUGUAAGGAUUAACAUCACACCCAAAUUAAUUUACCGACCAUACGACAGGCUUGAUCACAACAUAGAGUUUUCACCUUGAAGUUAUCCGUCUCCCUUUACUCAUCAAUCCACUGGUCAGAUUGUUCUGACGGCUUCUUCUAUCAGAAACCUCUCCUACCCGGU